CCUCACAAACUGAUGUAUAGUAACUUAUAUGCAGAGGAAUGAGUGUCGUGGGGGGUUAUUUCUUACUUCAAUUUAUGCAAGAAAUGUUUUCAUUUCCUUCCCACUUGGUUCCUAGUCUCGCUCCUUGAUCAGUUUGGUGAUGUGAAAGUUCAGGAGGAAGAUAGUCAGAGAGGGUAAUAAGGUAUUUACAUUGUUUGAUGUUUAGGUCUUGGAAAGUUGUGACACAUUAUGGAAAUUGGUACAUUUUAGCUUCUUCAAUACCGCAAGCUGUGUUGUCUAAUAACUUCUGAUAAAAAAACUUUUAGGCCUUCGAGAGGAGCGUUACAUACUAUUAUUAUGUACAAACUUUCAUUUCUCUUUUUCUCCAGAAGGCCAUUUAAGUUAUUGUUCAUGGUUCUAUGUAAAUGGACGCAAAAAAUAAUGGUUAUCUUUUUCUCCAUGGUUCUAUUUAUUUGCAGGUUUUCGAUUCUGGGGUUGUGGAUAUGGAUUAUAGGACAGGCGAAUCAUUGGAUGCUCUGCAUUCAGCAGAUAUGAAUUCCGACCCUGGAGAUUUUGAAUGCAAUAUCUGCUUCGAAUUGGCUCAAGAUCCUAUAGUGACUCUUUGCGGCCACCUUUAUUGUUGGCCAUGUCUUUAUGAAUGGUUACAAGUUCAUUCACAUUCCCACGAGUGCCCAGUAUGUAAGGCUCUUAUAGAAGAGCACAAGUUAGUUCCAAUAUACGGACGAGGCAAAGCAAGUUCUGACCCAAGAUCUCGGUUAAGACCAGGAAUCAAUAUUCCUAAACGUCCAGUGGGACAGAGACCUCAAACCGCUCCAGCUGUUAAUACGGACUAUCUCCGACAUGAUGAAUUGGAUCCCCUAGGGGGAUUCAUGCCCAUGCCAAGUGCAAGGUUUGGAAACUCGACAUUAUCUGCUGUUUUUGGAGCUAUUCCAGCUUUUUUUAACCUUCAUGUACACGGAUUUCAUGAUGCCACUGUUUAUGGGGCUACUACAGGAGUUCCAUACCUCUUUUCUGGUUCAUUUCAUGGGGGUUAUGCUCAUGGUUUCCAUCACUCUAACCGCCUAGAUGGGACUAAGUUCUUUAUGAAGGUGCUUUUCUUGAUCGCCGGUUUCCUCUUAAUUGUUUCCCUAAUUUCGUGAAGUGUAUAUCCUAGUGUGCUAGACCUAUAUAUGUGUAGUAAACCGGUGCAACUAUAUUGCACGUCGUUAGGAGUUAGGAUUGUGUAUUUAAUGUUAUUAGCAUCAGAAACUACACCAAGUUUUUCUCUCCAAUAAAAAAAUGGUGGAACUUCUCCUUCAAAUUGUUCUGUAACUAACAAGAGGGUGAUGCUUGGGCCUGAUUAAGUGAAUUCUUGAUUCACAUC
Messenger RNA from Lycium ferocissimum, 1363 nucleotides. RefSeq lists its product as uncharacterized. Gene Ontology annotation, molecular function: ubiquitin protein ligase activity; ubiquitin-like protein conjugating enzyme binding. The transcript has a single exon. NCBI's taxonomy places the organism in Eukaryota, Viridiplantae, Streptophyta, Magnoliopsida, Solanales, Solanaceae. Gene Ontology annotation, biological process: ubiquitin-dependent protein catabolic process. The record is from RefSeq and is a predicted model, not a curated record. Gene Ontology annotation, cellular component: endoplasmic reticulum. Bases 405 to 1139 code for a protein of 244 amino acids.